UUCAGUUACAUUUUACAUUUAAGAGUACGACCACACACACACACACACACACUGAGGAAUCAGUGAGUUUGUUUUAAAAGAUGAACGCGUGGACAAUGGAGAGGAGGAUGUAUACCUUGACUCUGCUGUCUCUGGUGCUGUCAGGUGUCGGUGCCCUCACCGUGAACAUCCCCAAGAAGUUAUACGAGUUUGCCAGGGGUGACAACAUCACACUGCCCUGCACCUUUAAACUCAAAAAUCCCCCCACGGAAAGGACCCUUUACAUCAUCUCAUGGUCGGGCGAGGUUGAGGGCAUCGACAUUGAGCCCCUGAUCCUCACUUAUUAUUCUCAUCUUGGAACUACUGAUGUCAGAAAGCAUAGUGAAGGCCGUGCUUCACUGGAUUUAGAUCUUGCCAAGGGAAAGGCCGACUUGAAACUUACCUCCAUCACAAAAAGGGACAAUAAGGAGUUUGAGUGUCGCGUCCAGGUUCCAGGCGACGAUGAGGGCAAGCCGUCCGACACCACGCGCCUGGUGGUGCUCGUGGCUCCAUCUACACCCAUCUGUGAGAUCCAGGGAAAGACAGAAUACGGCAAGAACAUCAACCUGACCUGUGUGUCUGAGGAAGGCAUGCCGACACCCAUUUACUCGUGGAAAAGUCAAGAUGUCAGGAACAUGCCUCGCGUGGCCGACCCAAGAACCACCGACAAGGGAGGCGUCCUGUCUCUCUACAACAUCUCCAAAGAUGCAUCGGGAUACUACACCUGCACCUCGUCAAACAAGAUCCGCUCGGCUACCUGCAACAUCACCCUCUCAGUCUUGCCACCUUCCAUGAACAUUGGCUCGACUGCAGGAAUCAUCGGUGGAGUCGUCGCCGCGUUGGUCGUACUCAUUAUCGUCAUCUAUUGCUGCUGCUGCCGGAAGAAGAAGAAGGAGGAGGAGGAGAAGAUCACCAUGGGAGCUCGUGAGGACGAGUACAGCGACAAACAGCCGAUUAGAAAUGGAGAGAGUCGCCUCGCUGAUGGACAAGAGGACGACCGGGCUCGUGAGGACUCCAGUUUGAGGCGUCCCGCUGAAAGCGCUGAAGUCCACACGGGACGUAGUGAGCGUGACGACGACGACGACCGCCGCAGCGACUAUGAUGACCGCCGCAGCGACUAUGACGACCGUCGCAGCGACUACACCGAUCGCAGAAGCGACUACGACGACCGGCGCAGCGACGCCGACGACCGCCGCGAGAAGUACAGUGACCGCAAUGAGCGCUACGACGACCGCCACGACGACCCCAGGGACCGUCGCAAUGAUGACGACCGCUAUGACGAGCCCUAUGAUGAUCGUGAGGACGGCAGACCACCUGUGCCAGUCAAUAAGCCACUAGCGAAGGACUUCCGCGUCUAAAGCCGCCAACAUGUAACGACCUCCAUCUUCUGUUUCAUCUUCAUUGACUUUACCCCAAUGGCAGCCAGUUACCUCCCACUCAAGGCGUGCCCUUUUUUUUGUUGGGACAUAAUUGGCUCAAACACCACAACUAUGCUGUAAUCAAGAGAUGGCAUACUUUAUUUUUUUCUAGGUAAAUUUUAUGAGUCAUGCAUUCGAGGAUUAGUUGAGGAAGAGCAGGGAACCCAGAAUGGUGGCCACAAAGCCCAUCUGAUCCGUUUUAUACAGGGAGUAGUCGUGGUGGGUGGGGUCACCAGGCACAGACUCGGGUAAAGGCCCGGGUCGACACAAUGCAAGAUCUGUAUCUUUGUACCAAACUUGCGUUAUGCAAAAAUUUCAAAGAACCCCAGAGAAAUAUCUAGCUUUGAAAUACAAAAAUUAGGUGGUAUCUUAGCUUUCAAAUGUUAAAUAUGAAUGUAUGGCUUGGUUUAUGUGUUUAAUGGCUUCUGGUGGUGGGUUAUUGUUUUUACUCAAAACAUUUCUUUUUAAGGGAGUUACCGUCACAUUAAAGGAAAGGGCUCCCGUUUUGUAUCAUCAUUUGCCCUUCAUGGGAUUCAUUCUGUCGAAUCGAGUUUCUGUCCUUGUAUAGAAACAGACAUUGAGACCGAUGUGGAUGUCCUCUUCUAUUUCAUGCUUUCAGUUCUCUUUUUCAAUGAUAUAGAAACUAACUAGAAAGUCCUCUGUUUGUGUGGCUGUAUAGUGUCACCACUUCUCUCUCUCCUUUUUAAAACAUUGCAAAAGUAAAUAACAAUCUGUAUAUGUCUAAACUUUGAUCAUAUAUAUGGUAUAUAACCACCUUUAACCAUGUCACUGUCAAAUAUGUUUUUAUUAUGUUAAAUUUGAGAAUUGUUUUUACUGGAAUUAAAUGAAAUUGCUAAUAUUUUUAUCUCGGCAACGGUAAUGUUACCAGUUUCAAAUUGGGAUUUGUGUCAUGAAACAUGUUGCGAUUUAAUCCAUUCAUGAAAAUGCUUUAAAAAUAAAGCUACAAUAAAAUCAA
Molecule: messenger RNA, 2412 nt
Organism: Pseudoliparis swirei
Lineage: Eukaryota; Metazoa; Chordata; Actinopteri; Perciformes; Liparidae
Product: cell surface A33 antigen-like
Exons: 7
Coding region: 81-1376 (431 amino acids)
Cellular component (GO): plasma membrane
Source: RefSeq, a predicted model, not a curated record